Molecule: messenger RNA, 888 nt
Organism: Rotaria sordida
Lineage: Eukaryota; Metazoa; Rotifera; Eurotatoria; Philodinida; Philodinidae
Source: the annotation of a GenBank genome assembly
AUGGGUGACUACUCUAAAGCAGUGGAAUUCUACAAAAAAACAAUUAAAAUAAAAGAAAAAGCUUUGUUUCCUGAUGACCCGGAUUUGGCUCUGUCCUACAACAACAUCGGUGGAGUGUAUAAGGACAUGGGUGACUACUCGAAAGCACUCGAAUUUUACGAAAAAUCACUUAAAAUAAGAGAAAAAGUUCUGCCUCCGAAUCAUCCCGAUUUGGCUACUUCCUACAACAACAUCGGUGGAGUGUAUGACAACAUGGGUGACUACUCGAAAGCACUUGAAUUUUACGAAAAAUCAUAUAACAUUCUUGAAAAAGCUCUGCCUCCAAAUCAUCCCAAUUUGGCUAGUUCCUACAACAACAUCGGCCUCGUGUAUGACAACAUGGGUGACUAUUCGAAAGCACUUGAAUUUUACGAAAAAUCACAUCAAAUCCUUGAAAAAGCUCUGCCUCCAAAUCAUCCUAAUUUGGCUCGUUCCUACAACAACAUCGGUCUCGUGUAUGACAACAUGAAUGACUAUUCGAAAGCACUUGAAUUUUACGAAAAAUCACAUCAAAUCCUUGAAAAAGCUCUGCCUCCAAAUCAUCCCAAUUUAGCUACUUCCUACAGCAACAUCGGUCUAGCGUAUAACAACAUGAGUGACUACUCGAAAGCACUUGAAUUUUACGAAAAAGCACUUCAAAUAAGAGAAAAAGGUCUAUCUUCGAAUCAUCCAGAUUUGGCUACUUCCUACAACAACAUUGGUGCUACAUAUUUCCUCAAAGGUGAUUAUCCGAAAGCACUCUCACUCUUAGAAAAGGCACUUGCUAUCCGUCAAAAAUCACUUCCGCCAGCACAUCCUCUAAUUAAAGAAACGAAAGAUAACAUUGAUCAUGUUAAAAAGAAAAUGUAA